AUGAAGUCUGUAGUGUCGUCUUUUUCAAGUGUGAAUAUUGAAGUGCUGGAGGAUCUGCGCUCUGAUUUUCGGGCGCUACUGGAGAUUAUGUCGGUCGAUGCUUGCGUAUCAAAGUUCGAGUUGAUGUCACCAAACCUUCAUGGAGGGGUACAACUUUCUUUUUCGGAAAUUGGUUCGAAAUGGGUUGAUUUUACUUAUGAGAGAUUGCCGGAAUUCUACCAUGAUUGUGGGAGCUUAAAGCAUUGGUUGCCAUAUUGUUCCAGGCCUUCUAUGGACAUUCGUGUGGGUGCUAUGAAACCUUUCAGUAGCACUUUGCAUGCUACUCUGGAGCCUGUUGGUGGUUUGCGUUUCUCAUAUCAACGGGCUUGUGACCGGUCAAUCACUUUUCAUGAUUUGGCGGGAUCGUCUUGUGACGGAAACCGUCAUCAGAUUGAUCUUUCUUCUGAGGUGGUUCCGCAAUCGGCUGACACAACAUAG
This is a messenger RNA of Prunus armeniaca (apricot), 477 nucleotides long. The record is from the annotation of a GenBank genome assembly. NCBI's taxonomy places the organism in Eukaryota, Viridiplantae, Streptophyta, Magnoliopsida, Rosales, Rosaceae.